UUUAUUUAAUAUAACAGGCUUUUCAAAUUCCAUGUUCGUGCACAAUUUCUACUUGAAAUAUGAAAAGGCAGUCUUGUGGUGGACCCGACUCUACUACUGCCUCUGUGUCUGCCUCUGUGUCUCAGGGCCAUAAUCGUAUCAUCGCCUACAGCCGACCCAUCUACUUCUGUCUGUGCUGCGUGUUGAUCUGGAUGUUGGACUACGUCAGUGACAGAACCGGUUCAGCCCGGUUCACCCUGUACGGUGUCGCCGUCACUAGCUCCCUGGUUCUGUCCUCUGCCAGAGACCUCGUCAUCGUGUUCACUCUGUGCUUUCCUGUCGUGUUCUUCGUGGGGCUCCUCCCCCAGGUCAACACCUUCGUCAUGUACCUCUUUGAGCAGUUGGAUAUCCACGUGUUCGGGGGGAACGCCUCCACCAGCCUUCUGUCAUCGCUCUACAGUGUCCUGCGCAGCGCGGUCACCGUGGCCCUGCUCUACGGCCUCUGCUACGGGGCCCUAAAGGAGACCUGGGAACCUCAGCACAUCCCUGUGUUGUUCUCGUUGUUCUGCGGUCUCCUGGUGGCUGUCUCCUACCAUCUGAGCCGACAGAGCAGUGACCCCUCUGUCCUGAUUUCCUUGGUGCAUUCCAAGCUUCUGCCCAACAUGAAAGACAAGAACUCAGAAGACCCCCUGUCUGAGGUCCAGGAUCCUUUACCAGAGAAACUCAGGGGUUCUGUGAGUGAGCGUCUCCAUUCCGACCUGAUCGUCUGCGUUGUCAUCGCUGUCCUCUACUUUGCCAUCCACGUCAGCACCAUGUUCAUCGUUCUGCAGCCGUUCCUGAGCUACGUGCUGUAUUCUCUACUGGGAGCGGUGGGCCUGCUGACACAUUACCUGCUGCCUCAGGUCCGCAAGCAGCUACCCUGGUACUGCUUCUCACACCCACUGCUCAAGACCAGGGAGUAUUACCAGUUUGAGGUCAGAGGCGCGGCCCAUGUGAUGUGGUUCGAGAAGCUCCACGUGUGGCUGCUGUUCUUAGAGAAGAAUAUUCUGUAUCCCCUGGUCAUCCUCAACGUGCUGAGUGGCAGCGCCAGGGAUCUGGCCAGUCCCAGGAAACUGGACACGGAGGUUGGAGCGUUGAUGAUAACAGUGGCAGGUCUGAAGCUGCUUCGUUCCUCAUACAGCAGCCCCACCUACCAGUACAUCACAGUCCUCUUCACCGUCCUCUUCUUCACCUUCGACUACCGCAACCUAUCAGAGACCCUGCUGCUAGACCUCUUCCUCAUGUCCAUCGUUUUCAGCAAGCUCUGGGAGCUGUUCUACAAGCUGUGUUUUAUCUACACCUACAUCGCCCCCUGGCAGAUCACCUGGGGGUCGGCCUUUCACGCCUUCGCCCAGCCCUUCGCUGUGCCUCACUCUGCCAUGCUGUUUGUUCAGGCUGUAGUGUCGGCUGUCCUCUCUACUCCUCUCAACCCUUUCCUGGGCAGCGCCAUCUUCAUCACCUCCUACGUCAGACCUGUCAAGUUCUGGGAGAGAGACUACAACACUAAGAGAGUGGAUCACUCCAACACCAGACUGGCUUCUCAACUGGACAGAAACCCAGGUUCUGACGACAACAACCUGAACUCUAUAUUCUAUGAGCACCUGACGCGCUCCCUGCAGCACAGCCUCUGUGGAGACCUGUUGCUGGGCCGCUGGGGGAACUACACCACAGGAGACUGUUUCAUCCUGGCUUCAGACUACCUCAACGCUCUGGUUCACCUGGUGGAGAUCGGCAAUGGACUGGUCACCUUCCAGCUCCGAGGACUGGAGUUCAGAGGUACGUACUGCCAGCAGAGGGAGGUGGAGGCCAUCACGGAGGGGGUGGAGGAGGACGAGAGCUGCUGCUGCUGUGAGCCAGGUCACCUUCCACAUGUCCUUUCCUUCAACGCGGCCUUCGGACAGCGCUGGCUGGCCUGGGAGGUGCUGGUCACCAAGUACGUCCUGGAGGGCUACAGCAUCACAGACAACAGCGCUGCCUCCAUGCUCCAGGUGUUUGACCUCCGACGCAUCCUGACUACUUACUACGUCAAGGGGAUCAUAUACUACGUAAUAGCCUCUACCAAGCUGGAGGAGUGGCUGGCCAAUGAGACGAUGAGGGAGGGGCUGAAGGCCUGUGGAGAGAGGAACUACGUGGACCUGGACCCGACCUUUAACCCCAACAUAGACCAAGACUACGACCACCGCCUGGCUGGCAUCUCCAGGGACUCCUUCUGCCAGGUCUACUUGGGCUGGAUCCAGUAUUGUAACUCUCGGCGGGCCAAGCCUCUGGACAGUGAGAAGGACUCUUCCUGUGUUGCUGUGUUUCGCCUGUGUGUGCUGGGCAGGAGAGCACUGGGGACAGCUGCACACCAUAUGUCUAG
Messenger RNA from Oncorhynchus gorbuscha (pink salmon), 2377 nucleotides. Its product is annotated as pecanex-like protein 1. NCBI's taxonomy places the organism in Eukaryota, Metazoa, Chordata, Actinopteri, Salmoniformes, Salmonidae. The record is from RefSeq and is a predicted model, not a curated record.